This is a messenger RNA of Saccostrea echinata, 1643 nucleotides long. Its product is annotated as transmembrane protein 184C-like. Bases 100 to 1641 code for a protein of 513 amino acids. Gene Ontology annotation, biological process: transport. The transcript has 9 exons. Gene Ontology annotation, molecular function: transporter activity. The record is from RefSeq and is a predicted model, not a curated record. Lineage: Eukaryota; Metazoa; Mollusca; Bivalvia; Ostreida; Ostreidae.
GGAGGAAAACAUUGACGGACAGCAGAAGUGUUUUGUUUUCUUCCUUUUAGUUCUACCUUUGAAAUGAAGUAAUUUUUUCUGGUUAAGGAUUGCGAGGUCAUGGAUUUUCUUCAUCAAUGGCGGCACUGGAUUCGACCGUUUGUUAUCAGCUUGUAUUUUAUUCUGGCAAUAAUAGCUCUUCCGCUCUGUGUAGUGGAACUUAAUAGAGAGGGUGCGCCCAAGCACGUGCAGGCAUGGUUUGCUGGAGGAAUCUUUGUGAUGAUGGCUAUUCCCAUAUCAUUAUGGGGUAUACUUCAACACUUAGUCAACUACACCCAACCAAAUCUUCAGAGGCAUAUCAUAAGAAUAUUAUGGAUGGUUCCAAUAUAUGCAGUCAAUGCAUGGUUUGCCUUACGAUUUCCAGAAGCUGCCAUUUACUUAGACACACUCAGAGAAUGCUAUGAAGCUUAUGUCAUAUACAACUUCAUGGCUUACCUGUUAAAUUACUUAUGGAUAGAAAACCCUAACCUUGAAAUAACAUUGAGAAACAAGGAACCUGUCAAACAUAUCUGUCCAUUCUGUUGUUUUCCUUCCUGGCAAAUGAAGUACUCCUUCAUCAACAGAUGUAAACAUGGGGCAUUACAGUAUACCAUUGUUAGACCAGUGACAACAAUUAUAGCUUUAAUUUGUCAGCUAAAUGAUGUUUAUAAUGAAGGGGACUUUGAUUUUAAAUCAGCCUGGUCCUAUUUAGUGAUUAUCAACAACAUCUCACAGAUUUGGGCUAUGUACUGCCUGGUGUUGUUUUAUAAAGCAAUGAAGGAAGAGUUAGCUCCCAUUAACCCAGUACCAAAGUUCCUCUGUGUUAAAUUUGUUGUCUUCUUCUCAUUCUGGCAGUCAGUGGCCAUUGCUAUAAUGGUCAAACUGGGCUGGAUUCCUGAGGAUGGUACCUGGGUCUUUUACCAUUCUAUUCAAGAUGUUGCAACAGGAUUACAGGAUUUCCUGAUCUGCAUCGAGAUGUUCCUGGCAGCCAUUGCUCAUUACUAUUCAUUUUCCCACAAACCUUUCAUCAGCAGUGAAAAUGAGAAUGUCAGCUGUUUUUCCUCAUUCUUGUCUAUGUGGGAUGUGUCAGAUAUGAAAGAUGAUGUCAUAGAACAUGUCAAGGUCAUUAGCAAAACAAUGAAAAAAACCAUCAGCAAGUCAAAGAUGAAAUCUGACAAUGAACGAACUCCUCUCUUAGCAGGGGAGAAUCCCCCUUCCUCUUCCCACAGGGAUCUACUGGGAUCCCAGAGCAGUGCAGACUGGGAUGCAACAUCCCUGGAGAACAGUGAACGACCUUUCCCACAGGUCACUCAGGCCACACCGAGCAUGAGUAACUACGUGGUCCUUGAGGAUGAGGAGAGUGACCAGGAAGUGGACAGGACAGACACACAAACAGGGGAUAACACAACAGAGACACAGAACAGUGAUCAGGGUGCUGGUAAAGUCACUGCAGAGACCAAUCAAACUGGUAGAACAUUGACCAAUGAAAAUGUUCAUACUGGAUCGACCAAUCAGAAUGACCUUUCUGAAUUAACUAAUCAGAAUGAUUUAUCUGGACAGAAAACUAUGGUAGAUGUGCAUAGACAAGACCAAGAUGAUAGUAAACCAGAUACUCCUUCUUAGCA